This is a messenger RNA of Rhinocladiella mackenziei CBS 650.93, 1392 nucleotides long. RefSeq lists its product as uncharacterized. The transcript has 5 exons. Lineage: Eukaryota; Fungi; Ascomycota; Eurotiomycetes; Chaetothyriales; Herpotrichiellaceae. The coding region runs from base 1 to 1392 and encodes 463 amino acids. The record is from RefSeq and is a predicted model, not a curated record.
AUGGCAUCUGCUUACUUUGCACCCAUUGGCGAUAUAGGCCGGAAAAUGAAGGAGGACAACCUGACAUGUACCCUCGAAGACAUGGACAGAAUGCAGGGAGAAAGACACGUCGACGAUCCAAACCCCCAAGAAGGCCUGGCGCCCUCCCAGCAUCUGCAUUGGCCGACAGACGCCGGUGUCGAUGAUCUCAGCUAUAUGGACUUUCACAACCUUGCCUCCUCCGUUCCCAAUUCCCCACCCUCCCUCGCCAUGAUGAACAAUAUCAUGUCGUAUGAUGCUUCAGGCCAGCCAAGCUCGUCAGCCUGGCCUCACGCAGACCCGGUAAUGGCAAUGACCCUGACAACGACUACGGAAAACCCCAUGCCGCCACACUCCUACCCGAGCUUACCCGUCUCGCGAUGUAACUGUAAUAGCACGACGGGACCUUGCGCCGGCCACCUGGAACAGAUUCGCUCUCACAUCUUAGGCGGUGCGGCUUCUCCGCCCCAUAUCCAGCAGCAGCAGCGUGGCGAUUGCCAAGUCGGAUCCGACGUUGAUCCCCGAGCAGAGUCUGGUCCGCUUCCGACCCCGGGAGGUCGGUACAACGCCGCAAACCAUGGUGAGUCAAAGCAACGCCCACAGCUCCUCGCCCACCACGAAGCGACGAGUAGCUCUUCUUCCUCGAAAACCAGAACCAGACCUAGUGGUGACAGCAGUCCAAGAGCUGGAGGAACAAGCUCAGCAACAGAACCAGCCACAUCCUCAUCCUCAUCUGCUGCAUCAUCAUCAGGAGACGUCAGCGCAGUUUCUAAACGUAGUACAGACACCCAGGACGUCACGGAGCGCUUCGAGACCCUCCUCGACGCAAUGCGUGCGGCCGGGUUCCAGGACUUCGACCAGAUGGCCGUAGCUUAUUACACCGGACAAUUCACGACUAACAGCCUGCCCGCCAUCUCCCAGUGCGCUAGUCGCAGCCGACGCCUCAAGACGGUACUACAGGCCCUCCAGGAAUGCAGUGGGCAAUGGCCAAGACGGGAGUCGCGCGGGCUCUACGAGGGUCUUUUGGAUACUGCAACAUCCCUCUGCGUCCAAGAAAUCGACCGCGUUAAUAAGAGCAUGAGCCCUGAUCUACUUCCCGUGGAACCGGGGAAUUUUCUUUCGACGCUGGGCUGGCUGCUCUUUAAUAACCACGACGAGAACGAGAUGGACAGCGACCGGGAGGUAUUCAAGGGGAGGAAUGGUCAUAGACUAGAGGAAAUAAGGAAACUGGCGGAGCAGAUGGAGACGUAUCAGGACUCGAUGUUGCAUCUUUGGCCCCUUUUGACUGAAUUGGCUGGCCCCCAGGGGCUAUAUUGCGAUAAGAUGGCUCAGGUGGUCUUGGUUGUUUUGCUUUACGCACGGGUUUUACAAUGA